Cutaneotrichosporon cavernicola is the source of this 1017-nucleotide messenger RNA. RefSeq lists its product as uncharacterized. Gene Ontology annotation, molecular function: protein binding. Gene Ontology annotation, cellular component: cytosol. The transcript is spliced from 4 exons. The record is from RefSeq and is a predicted model, not a curated record. NCBI's taxonomy places the organism in Eukaryota, Fungi, Basidiomycota, Tremellomycetes, Trichosporonales, Trichosporonaceae. Bases 1 to 1017 code for a protein of 338 amino acids. Gene Ontology annotation, biological process: protein insertion into ER membrane.
AUGUCACGCCGCACGCGCGAGCCCAAGCUCGAUGCGCUCCUUCCCCCGAUCCUCGCCCUCAUCGAGCAGGACCCGCCAAACGCGUACUCGGCGCACCAGAAGGCGCUGACCACCACCGCGCGUCUCGUGCAGUCUGGUCAUGGACCGCUGGCGAUUGAGAUCCUGAGCGCGGCCGCGCGCGAACUCCUCAAGCGCAGAGAGGCGGCAAGUGGAUCCGAGCUCGGUGUGCGCAUGAUUGAGAUCAUGGUCGAGGUUGGGGUUGAUGUGAGCGAUGCGAGCCGCGCAACUGUGACCCAGCUCCUGGCGCUCACACCUCCCGCCGGGCCAUGGCGCAAAAAGCUCGCCGACGCGGCCGUCAAGUGGUCUGCGCAGACGUGCCCCGCCGGCGACCCAUCUCUCAACCAGUACCUCGGCGAACUGAACUACAAGGACCGCCUCUUUGAGCCAGCCGAGCAGUACCUCUUGAACGCAGGCAAGCGCGACUCGGCAACCCUUCUGGCCGAUAUGCUCUUCGAGUGGGGCAACAGCGGACACGAGGACCCCGGAGCCUAUGCUGCGCGCGGUGUGCUUCCCUUCCUCGCCAUCUCUCCGCCAAACGUCCUCGCCGCUACUUCCUUCCUGCAGCGCUACCUCUCGCUACUUGCCGCCCCAUCCUCGCCGCAGAAGGACUCUUUCAUCGGCACGGUGGAGGGCGUGCAGCUCACAACUUGGCCGGCAGUCAACUUCCUCCAGCUCGCCGUGCUGACAGUGCAGCGCGCGCCUGCUCCAGGAACGAGCGCAGUUCAGGCUCGUGGGAUGGACGGCGGCGUCGCGCGUGAUUGGCAGCAACUCGUCGCGCGGUACCGCCGCCUCGCGGGCAGCACCGGCCUGCUCGCCCAGAAGGAGGUGGUUGAGGCAAUCGACGCCAUCUCGACCGGCGUGUUCCUCAUCCCGCCCCCUCGUGGAGGGAACGACAUGCUCCAGAACCUUAUGGGCAGCCUGUUCGGCGGCGGUAUGGGCGGGAUGGGGACGCGCUAG